UCAAACGAAUCCAAACCCCACUCAGUUCGAUUCACUAAAGUGACUCGCAAUGGCUGAUUCACAAUAAACGACUCGUUUAAAAAGAACCGAUUCUUUUAGAGAAUCACCGUUCACCGGUAACCCACAGGAAGUGAUGGAGUAUUUGUUCUCCUCACGCGCCCCGUGUUGUUCUCCUCCUGCUGGAGUACAGGUUAGAGUGGAGUGGUGACGGACUCGGUACCGGAUCUCUCUCUGUCUCUCUCUCUCUCUGUCUCUCUCUCUCUCUCUCUCUCUGAAGAUGAGUUUACAGGCGCUGCACGAGCCGCUCGGGAGGAUCGCCUCUGAGCCGGUCGAGGAUGUCGAUCCCAGCAGCUUCAUUACAGACACGUCUCGCUCUCUGAAGUCCAACUACCCCGUUCAAGUCACUGAUCCAGACGAUAACGUGACUCUACAGCUGAGCUCAGUGCCUCCGGGAUACCUCACACCUCCCAUGGACCGAAUACAGCAGCCUGUUGAAAAUGACGCGAGUGCAUUUAUCUGUCCAGGAUCCAUUACUCCAGAGUUCACCCAAGAUCUCCAGUGCUUGUCAAGCUCCUGCGAGAAGUGCCUCUGCUCCAUUCCACCUCCCAAAAUCAGCGACCUUCUGGACGAUGAGGACCUUCUCUACACGCUGAGAUUGAAGCUCGACCCUGCACACUACACCGUCAAGAACUGGAAGAACUUUGCCAGUCGCUGGGGCAUGAGCUACGACGAGCUGAUGAUGCUCGAGCAGCGGACGCACGGCUCGACCUCCCACAGUCCCACUCAGGAGUUCCUGUUCCGCUACAGCCAGAAACCGGUGACGGAACUCACCAAGCUCUGCCAGUUCUACCAGCGUAUUGAUGUACUGCGGCUUCUUCAGCAGUGGGUGGAAAACGACUGGCCCUCACGGUGGAAGAGACUACAUUAGCAAAAUAUAUAUAUAUACGGACAGCUAAUAAAAGAGGGACACGAGGCUUGUGCUUUUUAGAGCCAGAGUGGAAGAUGGUAGGCAUGCAUGUGGUCCAUACGUGCUGCUGGAUUCUGCUGUUUUUGGACUUUCUGGAGUAUCUCUAUUACACAACCUGAUUUUAUAUUUCUUUUUGAAAGCUUACGAGUUUUGUCGAGCCUGAGAACGGAUAGUGAACUGGUUUAAUUCGUUUGAACCGGACGAUGCAGCAAAUGAACACCUGUGGCCGUGGUGAUGUUUAUCAGUAAAUCAGUGACUGUAAAUAAUAAUUAAAACGCGUAAUGAUAAACACAUACAGCGUAAAACAUGCUGACUCAACCUCCUCUUACAACAAGAAGAGUUUUUACGGAUUGAACACCGAUCACUGAGAAACCCC
Ictalurus furcatus (blue catfish) is the source of this 1343-nucleotide messenger RNA. It is a transcript of the gene edaradd, whose product is annotated as EDAR-associated death domain. Bases 278 to 928 code for a protein of 216 amino acids. The record is from RefSeq and is a predicted model, not a curated record. NCBI's taxonomy places the organism in Eukaryota, Metazoa, Chordata, Actinopteri, Siluriformes, Ictaluridae. The transcript is spliced from 6 exons. Gene Ontology annotation, biological process: signal transduction. Gene Ontology annotation, molecular function: protein binding.